Molecule: messenger RNA, 1943 nt
Organism: Oldenlandia corymbosa var. corymbosa
Lineage: Eukaryota; Viridiplantae; Streptophyta; Magnoliopsida; Gentianales; Rubiaceae
Source: the annotation of a GenBank genome assembly
GAGCCACUUUGCAAUAGUGAAAUUGGUACCUCCCCAUUGUUCUGGGUUUUUCUUUAAAUUUUGGGUAUCUGAAUUUGCAGCUUUAUUUUUCAACAAGAAACACAGUUCCCUUUCAAUCCGAUCCAAUCCAAAUCCUUAUCAGUCAUCACCUGUCCUUUACUUUCCUUUCUUUCUCUGGAACCCACUUUCAUUUCACACACACACACGCUCACUGUAUCACCACUACUCUCUCAUUCUCCAGCUUACUUCUUCCUUCUUCUUUUUUUUGUUUAUAUUUUUCUUACCAAAUCUUUUCUUCUUUUAUCAAGACAACAUUCAGAUCUUUUAACUGAUAGUACUUCACUCACAACUAUCAAAUAUAAACACAUCAAACCCAUCACUUAAACUCCAUUUCUGGGCAAACACAGUCACACAGUAUGGAAAGUAGUAGGAAUUUAUUCCUCAUUAACCCUCACCCCAGUAGUAAUAUUAACAUUAAUGAUCCACGUGCCUUCUGGAACUCUGGAACUACACCUUCCAGAUUUGUUGAUUGGAACGACUCUUUCCACCAAUCCAGCGUCACCACGACGGCGGCCGAAACCAGCAUUGCCACCCGAUAUCCUCCGACACAAGCCGGCGGCGCAGGCGGAGGAGAGAGUGCGGUUCACGCGCUCAUGGUCCAAACCCAUCCUCAACUCUCUCCUUUAUCUUCGUACCUGUACACCGGCAACCCGGUCGGUGGUGGCGGGUUUCAGUAUCCCGACCCGCACCUAAUGUGUUUGAAGCUCGGAAAAAGGCAUUACUUCGGGGACGGCGGCGGUGGCGCAACCGCAAUUCCUGCCGGAGAUCGGCAAGGUGGGUUGGCUGCUGUUGGUUUGUCCAACAUGGAUAACGGCAAGAGAGGGAAGCCCUACUGUGAACUAGUUGGUGGCGGGGCUCCGGUGACGGUGGCUGCGACGGCGCCACCGUUGGGGGUGGUGAUGGUGCCAAGGUGUCAGGUGGACGGAUGCCAGGUGGCGCUGGUGGAUGCCAAAGACUACCACCGGAGGCAUAAGGUUUGCGAGAUGCAUUCCAAGGCUCCAAAAGUAUUAGUCUUAGGGCUUGAACAACGAUUUUGUCAACAGUGCAGCAGGUUUCAUGCAGUAGGAGAAUUUGAUGAAUCCAAGAGGAGUUGUAGGCGGAGAUUGGCUGGCCACAAUGAGAGGAGAAGAAAGAGCUCUCAAGAUCAACCUACUCCUAAGAACCAAUCUUCUCAUCAAGCGAAUCGCAAGUUGGUGAAUCAUGGUGGACGGCAUUCUCAAUAUCCACUGAGUAAUAGUAAUAAUGGAUGUGCUCUCUCUCUUCUGUCAUCCUCCAAGAACAGCUCCUGGAUUUCAUCCGGCAGCGAUCUCCCUGCUAGGUGUAGUGCUGCCCUUCGAGAAUUAAUAGCCGAGAAUCGGGCUGCUGUUGUAGCUCGGCGGAUCAUCCUCGAUCAUCAUCAGCAUCCCCCCUCCAAUGUUGAACUAAAUUCUCGUCAAAAUGGAACCAAUUCUCUUCCUAAUUACCAGCACCAAACCGGAACAACCGACUCACAUGUGACGUUGGACCUCAUGCAAGCUCCUUCUGCAUUUGGGUUCUUGUCUGUGCGAGGAAAAUCAAAGGAAAGCGAUCAAGAUUGUCCUGAUUUGUGGAGCUCCUUUGGUGGUGCUCAUGUUGUUUGAACAAUGUUUAAUCGUUUGUAUCAUUGAGAUAUGUAUACUUAGAAGGCGGUGCAAAGUUGAUUCACUCCUCAUUGGUUUAGACAGGAUAAGUAAUUAAUUUAUAACUACAUAUACUAGCAUGAUAUGCGUUGUCAAAACUAGAUUUUGGACGUUAAGUAAUUUUUUGUACAUAGAACAUUCGUAUUUUGGUGUUGUCUCAAUUUUUCUGUAGGAAGAAACAUUCCAAUUCAGUGUUUUAUUUCGCUAUUUAUACAUUCAUUAUCG